UCAUUUAUGCGUUUGUUGUUGUUCGUCAUAACUUCACUGUUUUUUUUUCAAAUUUGAUUUUAACUUUCUGAUACUUAAAAAUUGAAUUACCCUUUCAGUGUUUUUGUGUGAUGAUAAUUUUAUGAAAAGAUCGUUAACCCUAUUUAUAAUGAUCACCAGUUUUGUGAAGAACAAAUUUUAAACAUGAGAUUCACAACCAAGAUUUCAGGAUAUGGAUGGGAUGGUUGAAGAGAAUGGUAGCCACGAAGGCGGUCCUUUGGAUUCGACAAACGGUCCUAAAGCCAUUGCAGUAACUACAUGCGUCCAGUCAGUUAUUCAGCCUAAUCAACAAUCGGUCAUUCAAAGUGCGACGGGUAAUAUUCAACCGACAGUUUUGACCAAAGGUAACGUGAUCCUAGUUAGUAAACCUAAUUCAGUUAUCCAAACGGCACAAGGAAGUUUGCAAACAUUACAAGUAGUUGUUGAAGCCCAUGGCAGUGACGACGACGACAGCCUUUCACCUAGAAGUAAUUUGGAUAAAAAACGCAGAGACAUAUUAUCUCACAGUCCAUCGCGCCGGAAACUUGAAAAUAAUUUAGGAGCCGGAGAAAUAUUUCCGAAACUUGAAUCGUCCGGUUCGGAUUGCGAUUCGAAUUUAGACAGUGAACUUUCUUCACAUUCGAUAUCAGUGUCGAGUCAUUACCAAUCUGUUUUACCAAAUGAAACUUUACACAUGCCUAGUCAAAGUGGCGAAGACGUGCAGGGUUUACCUACCAUUACAAUGACCACUGCAGGAACCACUGCUGGCGGUACCAUUUUACAUUACGCCGGCCAAGAUGGUCAAUUUUUCGUACCAGGUGAAAUUGUAGUCAUGCAGAACCCCAAUAACGAAACAACGAACAGCGGUGUACCCGAAGACCAAGCUAAAAAACGCGAAAUAAGGCUGCUGAAAAAUCGAGAAGCCGCACGAGAAUGUAGGCGGAAGAAAAAAGAAUAUAUUAAAUGUUUGGAAAACAGGGUAGCUGUGUUAGAGGCUCAAAAUAAAGCCUUAAUCGACGAAUUGAAAUCCCUCAAGGAAUUAUACUGUUCGCAGAAAACCGAAUAAAAUUGUGGCAUAUAUUAUAAUAAUUUUAAAGUUGAUUUCUCUGUUCUGUAUGUUAAAAGUAAUUUUUUCUGUUUUUCAAAAUUAACAUUGUUUGUUACGUAUGUGUACAUUUUUUUUAUGUAUUUAUUUAUUUAGUACUGGUUAUUAAUACUUAUGUACAAAGUGUAUCAUGGUUAAGAUUUUGUCUCAUUUCUUUUUCUCUUUUUAUGUUACUUAUUUAAAUAUUUUUGUUCCGAUUUUCCCCUCCUUACGUUUUUUUUUUCUAAUUGUAAAUAAUACAAAAUUUGUAUUUUAAUGGGUGAAGGGAACGAGUAGAUUUACAAGUUAUUUAAUUAAUUUUAACGUGUUAGAAGUAAAUUGUAAUCAAAUUUUUUAUAUUUUAAGUGGUUAAUUGAUGGGGAGACGUGAUUGACUUCUUGUUAUCGUUUCAGCAUGAAUAUGUAUAGUUGAUUGCGGGGCUGAAUUUUUAUAAAUACAUAUUUUUUAAAGCAA
This is a messenger RNA of Planococcus citri (citrus mealybug), 1576 nucleotides long. Its product is annotated as cyclic AMP-dependent transcription factor ATF-1-like. The record is from RefSeq and is a predicted model, not a curated record. Lineage: Eukaryota; Metazoa; Arthropoda; Insecta; Hemiptera; Pseudococcidae. The transcript has 2 exons. Gene Ontology annotation, cellular component: transcription regulator complex; nucleus. The coding region runs from base 212 to 1084 and encodes 290 amino acids. Gene Ontology annotation, molecular function: DNA-binding transcription factor activity, RNA polymerase II-specific; RNA polymerase II cis-regulatory region sequence-specific DNA binding. Gene Ontology annotation, biological process: regulation of transcription by RNA polymerase II.